This is a messenger RNA of Mitosporidium daphniae, 510 nucleotides long. RefSeq lists its product as uncharacterized. The coding region runs from base 1 to 510 and encodes 169 amino acids. The transcript has 2 exons. Lineage: Eukaryota; Fungi; Microsporidia. The record is from RefSeq and is a predicted model, not a curated record.
AUGAAUUCUUUUGCAGCCACCAAAAAUGGUGACGAUAGCGAUGAUGAUGGACAUCAGAUGCAGGCGAAGACUGGAUUUAAAAAAGAAACCACAUUAUCUCCUAUAGGCCGUGCGGAUAUUACAAAGCCUUUUCAUAAUCCUUCAAAUACAAAUGCUCCUCUUGAAAUAGGCCGGUCUGAUUGGGACCCAUUUGCGGCCAGCCAAAUUGGCUCCCAAUCUUCUGGAAUGCUGCUUUCGGGUGCUUCCCUACACAAGGAGGCAUCGUCUCCUAGAAUUAAAGGGCUACACCCCGAUGCGGUCCCCCCAGGUGUUCGCUUUGAUAUCAUUCAUCCUGCCGGAGUGGAGUAUGAUGGAGACAAGGAUCUGCGUCAACAUCCGUUCCUUCGAGUUUCACGAAGACCAUCCUCAACAAGCGGUGAUCCCGACAAUGAUGAGCUGCUUCCGCCAUCUUCUCAAGGCCCAAAAGCUAGCUUUGGGUUCAAUCUACAUCGAGGAGGGCCAUCAUUCUAA